Messenger RNA from Acanthamoeba castellanii str. Neff, 417 nucleotides. RefSeq lists its product as uncharacterized. The transcript has 4 exons. The coding region runs from base 1 to 417 and encodes 138 amino acids. Lineage: Eukaryota; Discosea; Longamoebia; Acanthamoebidae. The record is from RefSeq and is a predicted model, not a curated record.
AUGGUGGCUCUUCUCAACCUCCUUGCCAAUGAGAAUAGCCCCUGGCAGCUUCUGUGUCUCAUUUCAGGGAGCAUCCCCAACAUCCACUCCAAGAGCGCUGAGUUGCUGCUGGUCCAGGACAUUGCCAAGGUUCCCAAGCCCAUGGCCUACAAGAAGCCCUCCCUCAUCAAGAGGUGGAACCUGAAGUGGGUCCACAUUGCUCCUCAAGUAUUCAACCAUGCCCUUUUUUCGUUGUCCAUGGAUCACAACACAAGUGCCACAAGAACAGGAGCAGGAGCAGGAGGGACAGAAGCCCUCACCACAACUCUGACAACAACCAAUUACCUGCCCUUGGGUCACUUUCCCCUUUCCAAUCUGGUUCUGAUGUGGAUAGGAGUGAAUACUAAACUCUGUCUUUCCCAUCUUUCCAACUUUUAA